This is a messenger RNA of Rosa chinensis, 1271 nucleotides long. RefSeq names its product pantoate--beta-alanine ligase. Gene Ontology annotation, biological process: pantothenate biosynthetic process. Lineage: Eukaryota; Viridiplantae; Streptophyta; Magnoliopsida; Rosales; Rosaceae. The transcript is spliced from 4 exons. Gene Ontology annotation, molecular function: pantoate-beta-alanine ligase activity. Bases 146 to 1078 code for a protein of 310 amino acids. The record is from RefSeq and is a predicted model, not a curated record.
CGCACAUAUUUAGUUGCCUCGUUUUCCUUGUUUAUAUAAAACCAAACCAAACCAAACCAAAUUCGUUUCCACCAUUUCAUCACUAACCUCAAUCCUGUUCCACAGUUUCACUCCAAGUCUGCAACUUUGAACAACCCAGUUUCCAAUGGCAGCCAAAGAACCAGAGAUCAUCAGAGACAAGGACCAGAUGAGGAACUGGUCGAGGGCCAUGAGAUCCCAAGGCAAAACCAUAGGCCUAGUACCCACCAUGGGCUACCUCCACGACGGCCACCUUUCGCUCAUCAGAGAAGCCCACGACCACUCCGACGUCAUCGUCGUCUCCAUCUACGUAAACCCAGGUCAGUUCUCUCCCACCGAAGACCUCUCCACAUACCCAUCUGAUUUCCACGGCGAUAUCCAAAAGCUGAAGGCUGUUCCUGGUGGCGUUGAUGUUGUUUUCAAUCCUCACAAUCUCUACGACUAUGGAACCAACAGGAGGUCGUCGGUGAGUAAUGGUGAAGCGGGAAAAUCGGUUUCUUGUGUGGAGGAGAAGGGGUUGGGGCAUGAGACAUGGGUUAGAGUUGAGACAUUGGAGAAUGGUAUGUGUGGCAAGAGUAGGCCUGUGUUUUUCAGAGGGGUUGCGACUGUUGUCACCAAGUUGUUUAACAUAGUCGACCCUGAUGUUGCUCUGUUUGGGAAGAAGGAUUAUCAGCAAUGGCGGAUUAUUCAGCGACUGGUUCGGGAUCUUGAUUUUUCCAUUAGAGUCAUUGGUUCUGAGGUAGUGCGUGAAAACGAUGGCCUGGCAAUGAGUUCGCGAAAUGUGCGCCUCUCACCUGAAGAACGGGAAAAGGCACUGUCUAUAAACAAGUCACUGUCAAGAGCUAGGUUUUCUGCAGAAAAGGGUCUAAUUAGAUGUAAAGAAUUAACAAAUUCAGUCAUCCAAGCGAUCAAUGAAGCUGGCGGAAGGGUUGAUUAUGCAGAGAUUGUAGACGAAGAAAGUCUGGAGCCAGUUGAAGAAAUAAGAAGUCCUGUUGUGUUCUGUGUUGCUGCUUGGUUUGGAAAGGUCAGAUUGAUAGAUAACAUGGAGAUCAACAUAUGAAUCCGGUGUCCUACACUUCUAGGGAAUAGUUCCUCAUGUUGGAGUUUUUAUUUUUUAUUUUUAUAUUCUCUCUGGCCAAGCCAUUUUUUUCACUAUAUUUUCAAGGGAACAGUUUCUUAUGUUGUAAAUUACAGUACAGAUGUCGUACGUUCACUUGCAACAUUUUAUCAAUCUCUAUUUCAUUUUCAGGUAA